Peniophora sp. CBMAI 1063 is the source of this 630-nucleotide messenger RNA. The record is from the annotation of a GenBank genome assembly. Lineage: Eukaryota; Fungi; Basidiomycota; Agaricomycetes; Russulales; Peniophoraceae.
AUGGAACUUCACUUCAUGAACGAGGACAUCCUCAACACUAUCGCUCGCGAUCACCACAGCAAACCCAUUUUUCGUAUCGCCACAUCCUCUGCGCUUGUGCCAAUCAAUCGCACUACGACUAUAUCGCGCUUUGAGCCGGCCGCGCACGCAGAUACAAAACUCGACGAGGUAUCAAAAACUGCAGCCGUAGAGGAGGAUGCGGAUCUCGACCAAUAUGAGGAGCACGUCGUCGCGCAGAUCGUUUGGCAUGGGAUGAAGCAGAGUGUGUUCAAAUUUGCUGGGGAGGAAGUGUCGCUCAAGGUGGACGAGUACCUCCCCCCGACGUCAAUGAUGAAGAGGAGACGAAUCUUGAAUUCUUCCCGCGGUGACGCAUACCAGUGGGCGUCGGAUGAGCAGCACUGCUGGCUGGAGGAAGCGCCUUCGCGCCCUAGCAGCAAGGGUGUCACCGUAGCCAAAUUCCACAAAUCUGUCGCCGGGCUCAGGCAGAAUUGCAAGCAUCCACGCCUGGACCUGGACCAAAGUCUGUUGCCGAUCUUGGACGAGGUCAUCGUGUCAUUCAUCUGGUGCGAGCGGAGGCGAACUGAGCGAGAGGUCAAGUCGGCUAUCGGAAGUUUGUCUCAGCACCUGUGA